CGUAGACCUAUUGUGCUUACUGAAUACGAGACCUUCCUGCCUCCUGACCUGGUUCCCUGGACUCCCGUGAGACCUUGGGCUUACGCUUUACAUCAUCUAGCACCAAAUACACGCCAGUAUGAUAGCAGGUGCAUGAGCAGUGCUUACCGAACAAGAAACAAGAGCGAGUGCAAGGGGUGUGGAGGGUGUAUAGGGUGCAAUGGAAAAACCCCAUCAAGCUACUGCACGCAAAAACGCCUUUUGUAUAUUCCCUGGCCGCGGGAAUAAGCUGCCUAUUUCAAAGAACAGUUUGGUACAAUAUCGUUGUUGCCCUUACGAAACACAGUAUCAUCACUCCAAGUCUGCGCUUUCAGCUACAUUUUCAAAAACUGUUUUAUGGUUGAUUCCGAGCAAUCUAUACUCCAUUGUUUUAUGCGCUUGCUCUCAAUCUAGUAUUCUGCAGACUUUUUCUAUACACCUUGACGUGAUAGUUGUUGCAUUCAGGUCUACUUUUGCUGCGACUGGUAUACCUCAACGCUGAGAGAUCUAAGCUCCGCCAUGACUGAUCAUACCAACGGCAAUAUCAAUGGCGACAUCAAUGGCCAAAAUGGGCUGAACGGCCAUGCUUCUGGCAGCGACUCAAAUGGAGUUUCAAGUCCGGCUCAUUUUGAUUUAGAUGCCAUCGUUGUUGGCGCUGGAUUUGCAGGCAUCUACCUUCUUCAUCAAUUGCGAAAGGAGGGUUUGAGAGUGAAGAUUGUCGAGGCUGGCCACGGUCUCGGUGGUGUUUGGUAUUGGAACUCUUACCCGGGAGCACGAACGGACACGCCAGUCCCCGCGUACUCUCUCAAUAUCCCCGAAGUGUUCGAGACUUGGACGUGGACCGAGGAGCAUCCUGGACAUGAAGAGCUCAAGGCAUACUUCCGCCACAUUGAUAGCGUUCUCGACAUAUCAAGGGAUGUCUUCUACGGAGAGAGACUUACUACGGCCACCUUUGACGAAGCCAUCGGUAAGUGGCAUUUGGAAUCAGACCAAGGAACUACUUUCACUGCCCAAUUCUUUUGCCCAUGCCUCGGGUUUGCUUCAAAGCCCUAUUUCCCUAGCUGGCCGGGUUUACAAAACAACUACCAAGGCCGUAUUCUUUACCCGCAUCUUUGGCCAUCCGAGGAUAUUGAUAUGCGGGAGAAGAAAGUGGUCGUUGUCGGCACUGGAGCAACCGGUAUCCAGAUCGCCCAAGAGGUCGCCCGCGAUGCGAAACAGCUGAUAUGUUUUGUACGCACUCCCAAUCUGUCUUGGCCCUUGGUUCGAAGGAUGAUCGAACCAGAACAGGCCUUGAAAGAGCGUCCCCUGCUGAAAUACUGGCUCGGCGAGAAACGCUUUACAAACGUGGGAGGCUGGCUUUAUGAUUUAACAACUCGCGGAGUAAUGGACGAUACGCCCGAGGAGCGAGAGGCUCGACUUGAGAAAGACUAUCGAGAGGGCGGCUUGAAAUGGUGCUUCUGCUCCUAUAACAACAUAUUGGGAACACAAGUAGGAAACGACGAAGUGUAUAAGUUCUGGCGCCGCAAGACGCACGAGCGAAUGGCAGACAAGGAAAAGGCCGAGCUCCUGGCGCCGUUGAAGCCGCCGCAUCCGUUUGCUGGCAAACGGACGGCACUCGAGCAGGACUACUACGAACAGAUGGAUAUGCCGCACGUCACUCUGGUAGAUGUGAAGAACAAUCCUGUGGUACAGGCGAUAUCCAACGGUCUCGUCACCGCCGACGGCACCGUCCACGAAGCCGACAUCAUCAUCUUGGCGACAGGCUACGACGCCGUGACUGGCGGGUUGAGACAGAUAUCCAUCACCGGGCUGAACGGACUCACGCUCGAGGAGAAGUGGAGUGACGCGACCCAUUCUUAUCUUGGCCUCAUGCUUUCCGGUUUCCCCAACAUGUUCUAUACCUACGGCCCGUUGUCUCCCACAGCGUAUGCUACCGGGCCUGCUAUUUGUGAGUUGCAAGCGCACUGGAUUAUCGAUACGAUGAGGAAGAUGCGAGAACAAGGCGUGACGCGAAUUGAUGCCACGGUAGAUGGGGAGCGUGAGUGGAGGGAAAAGGUCGAUACAAUACACGCGUAUACUCUGAGGGAGCAUGUUGAGGGAAGUUGGUACCUUGGGUUGAACGUGCCUGGUAAGCGACGGGAAGUUCUAAUCUAUUCGGGCGGCCUCCCGAUGUACAAAAAGGAGAUAAUGGAUGCCAUUGUGCCGGACUGGAAAGGGUUUACUGUGACUUAAUGCACCGUCAGUCGUGCGAGAACUAGACAGCUAGAAUAAUCCCUGCAUAUAUCAGCAUUCACCUUAGAGAUGUUCGAUUGUAGCCCA
This is a messenger RNA of Pseudogymnoascus destructans, 2337 nucleotides long. RefSeq lists its product as uncharacterized. NCBI's taxonomy places the organism in Eukaryota, Fungi, Ascomycota, Leotiomycetes, Thelebolales, Thelebolaceae. The record is from RefSeq and is a predicted model, not a curated record. Bases 538 to 2250 code for a protein of 570 amino acids. The transcript is spliced from 2 exons.